This is a messenger RNA of Cuscuta europaea, 1336 nucleotides long. NCBI's taxonomy places the organism in Eukaryota, Viridiplantae, Streptophyta, Magnoliopsida, Solanales, Convolvulaceae. The record is from the annotation of a GenBank genome assembly.
GUGAUGAUAAACCAGCUGAAGAAAGAACUCUCUAAGUCUUUUGAUAUGAAAGACUUAGGACCGGCUCAACAGAUUCUUGGGAUGCAGAUCACUCGAGACAGGAAGAAUCGCAAGUUAUGGCUUUCUCAAGAGAAGUACAUUGAACGAGUACUUGAGAGAUUCAACAUGAAUGAUGCCAAACCAGUUAGUGUUCCACUUGCGAAUCACUUCAAGUUGAGCAAAAGAACAUGCCCUACAUCCAAGGAAGAGAUCGGGGAGAUGUUAGCAGUUCCAUAUUCUUCGGCAGUUGGGAGUUUGAUGUACGCCAUGGUAUGCACAAGGCCAGACAUCGCACAAGCAGUGGGUACAGUAAGUCGUUUUCUCUCUAACCCUGGGAAGGAGCAUUGGGAGGCAGUCAAAUGGAUUCUCAGAUACUUGAAAGGUACCACGAAGUUAUGUCUUUGUUACGGAGGAGCUGAUCCAAACUUGGAAGGCUACACAGAUGCUGAUAUGGCCGGAGAUAUUGAUAGUAGAAAGUCUACUACAAGAUAUAUCUACACUUUUGCAGGGGGAGCUGUUUCUUGGCAAUCAAGAUUGCAGAAGUGUGUCGCUUUAUCUACAACAGAAGCAGAAUAUAUUGCUGCCGUUGAAGCAGGUAAGGAAAUGUUGUGGCUAAAGCGUUUUCUCCAAGAACUUGGGAUCCACCAGAAAGAGUACCAGGUACAUUGUGACAGUCAGAGUGCUCUAGACUUGAGCAAGAACUCUAUGUACCAUUCUCGUACAAAGCAUAUUGAUAUUCGGUAUCAUUGGAUACGGGAGACGAUUGAUCAACAACUGUUGAGACUAGUGAAGAUCAAUACAAAGGAGAAUCCAUCAGACAUGCUGACAAAGGUGGUGACACGAGAUAAGCUAGAGCUAUGCAGAGACAUAGUCGAGAUGCUUGUUUUGAAUAUGCCUGGAAGGGGAGAAUUGAAGAAUUCAAUUUCCAGGACAUAUCCAAGUACAAGCAAAUUGAAGAAUCCAAUUGCAACAACCAUGAAGCUUCCUCCAUGUGAAAGCAACAACCAUGAAGCUUCAUCCAUGUGCAAGAAUGACAAAGGGAGCUUCCUCAAAGUUUCCUCAUGUUUAAUCCCACCUUCCUCCCACCUUCAUAGUACCUAGUUUUGGUGCUAUAAAUAGAGAGCUUGGAGAGUCUUUCUAUCAUCAAGUAAAUUAGAAUAGAUCAUCAUAGCACAACCAAGAAGAGUUGUGAAUAUCCUUGAGAGAUAUGUGAGGUGUUGUUUUGAGAGUUUUUAAUUAGAGCUUGUAUGUCUCUUCUUUCUAUUCUUGAAAGUAAUAGAAGUGUUUUUCUCUCAUA